CACCAGACCGCUUCCAUUUCACUUUCCCUUCACGCAUCUUCACGAAAUGUGGAAUCACCAAGAUUAAACAAAUUCAGCUCCCUUGUGUCACGAUGGUAAUGAAUUGGCCCGAUCGAUUUGCGUGGGGAGCUUUCGGUAGGCAACACUUGCGAGUCCAUUAGGAUCUACAACUGCGUAUUAUGUUCAAGGCAAUGGGGCACCGCUUACAGGAGCUAAUGAUCCUUUUCUUCUUAGCAAUCUUCUCCAAGGCGGCCGAGGGCCUCAAGCCUUGCAGGGCAAUCGUUGCACCGGAUGCAGCUAAUAAUAAUUAUUGCCUCAGCUGGAGGUUGGCAGUGGAGGCCAAUAAUGUGCGAGGAUGGUGGACUGUCCCUGCUCGAUGCUUGCACUAUGUUGAAGCUUACAUGGUGGGUGGGCAAUAUGAUAGGGACAUUGACUUAAUUACAGAGCAGAUUUUGAGCUAUGUGAGUGGGAUUGUUCUCUCCGGCGAUGGUAUGGAUGCCUGGAUUCUUGACGUUGAUGACACUUGCCUCUCCAAUAUCUUUUAUUACAAGGGAAAGAGAUAUGGGUGUGAUCCAUACGAUCCGGCUGCUUUCAAGGCAUGGGUAUUGAAGGAAAGGUGCACAGCUAUUCCUGCUGUGUUUAGACUGUUCCAGGUCCUGGUUGAGAGUGGUUUUAAGGUAUUCAUCGUCACUGGCAGAGACCAAACUCUUGGCCAAGCCACUAUCCAUAAUUUGCAUAAUCAAGGAUUCAUUGGCUAUGAACGAUUAUUUUUGAGAACGGCAUCGUACAAAGGGCAAAGUGCAGUUGCAUACAAAUCAGAUAUUAGAAAGCAACUAGUAGGAGAAGGGUAUAGGAUAUGGGGGAAUGUGGGCGACCAGUGGAGUGACCUACAAGGAGAAUUUUCGGGCAACAGGACCUUUAAGCUCCCCAAUCCCAUGUACUUCGUCCCCUGAUGAAUUAACUCAGUGGAAUACUUGUUAUUUUGAUCUCUAAAAUGAUCAAAAUAUACUUUUUUUUUUUAAUUUUCUCUGCUUUUCCGGUCAGAAAACAUGUAAUACCAUAAUAAUGGAAGUCAACUUAGCAUAUUACUUAUA
This is a messenger RNA of Hevea brasiliensis (rubber tree), 1094 nucleotides long. RefSeq names its product acid phosphatase 1. The transcript is spliced from 4 exons. The record is from RefSeq and is a predicted model, not a curated record. The coding region runs from base 180 to 953 and encodes 257 amino acids. Lineage: Eukaryota; Viridiplantae; Streptophyta; Magnoliopsida; Malpighiales; Euphorbiaceae. Gene Ontology annotation, molecular function: acid phosphatase activity.